Hevea brasiliensis (rubber tree) is the source of this 666-nucleotide messenger RNA. RefSeq names its product 60S ribosomal protein L27a-2. The record is from RefSeq and is a predicted model, not a curated record. The transcript has 5 exons. Gene Ontology annotation, biological process: translation. Lineage: Eukaryota; Viridiplantae; Streptophyta; Magnoliopsida; Malpighiales; Euphorbiaceae. Gene Ontology annotation, molecular function: structural constituent of ribosome. The coding region runs from base 1 to 666 and encodes 221 amino acids. Gene Ontology annotation, cellular component: ribosome; cytosolic large ribosomal subunit.
AUGCCUCUUCAGUUGAGGAAUUCUUGUAUUAGCAAUUCAUACCUAUCUGAUUGGCUAAGAGACCGUGUACAUUGGCAAGGGAUACUGCUUUGUUGUGAAGCACGGGAGAAUAGAAGAUACAGUCCUGUGUUUGAGGUUAGCGCUCAAAUUAUAGAGUUGAUAGAAGAGCUCCUUUAUUUCUCUCAUAGAGCUACCCAAAUACCAAAAGGGCCAAAAAGACCAUCCGAUAACCGGAAGAAGCGCGGCCAUAUGAGCGCUGGCCAUGGGCGUAUCGGCAAGCACCGGAAGCAUCCAGGAGGUCGCGGAAACCCAGGACGCAUGCACCACCAUUGGAUCCUCUUCGACAAGUACCAUCCUGGGUAUUUUGGAAAUGUUGGUAUGCGAUAUUUCCACAAGUUGCGUAACAAAUUCCACUGCCCCAUCGCCAAUAUCGACAAACUCCGGUCAUUGAUCCCUCAGGAACUGGAAAAAUCAAACAAUGAAACAUCCGAUGCCAGCAAGGACAAUGUGCCCAUGAUCGAUGUCACUCAGUAUGGCUACUUCAAGGUAUUGGGGAAGGGCGCCAUGCCAGAGAAUAAGCCGAUUGUGGUGAAAGCGAAGCUGGUGUCCAAGAUUGCCGAGAAUAAGAUAAAGGAGAAUGGUGGAGCUGUUGUUCUUACUGCUUAA